Molecule: messenger RNA, 2368 nt
Organism: Thunnus maccoyii (southern bluefin tuna)
Lineage: Eukaryota; Metazoa; Chordata; Actinopteri; Scombriformes; Scombridae
Exons: 1
Coding region: 1179-2285 (368 amino acids)
Source: RefSeq, a predicted model, not a curated record
UUAGGCCUGGCGGGCUGACAGGCUUGCAAUACACUGGCAGAAACCCUGUUCUUGUCUUUGUUGACUGCUCGACUUGAAGAAUCUCAGUUGACUGAGGGGUCGACAGAUGAUUCAACUCAUUGACUUUCAGGGGGCAGCCCUACUGAAUAUUAUAACACAAAUCCUCAAUAUUCAAUGUGAACCUUGUUGACUGGACUGAUAUGAUGUAUUUUAAUGCUUGAUGGCUAUCUGAGAUAGCUAAUAGUUGGAAAGCUUUAGAAAUGUCCAUCUCAUUGAGAAAAUGCAAUGUAGUUUGAUAGUGGUCACCAAAGCAUUGUGCAGACUGUAGGUGAAAGUACUGUGUUGUUGACUUUUGGCCGUUAGUUGGGCAGUGUCCAUGAUUCCUCAUCACGCUUUGGCGUCUAUACUGGGGUCACGGUGCUAAGACUGGAUUACCAGGCUGUCUGGAGACAGUUCCUCUUAGAGUUAUUUAUGGCCAUCCUUCUUAAUUAAAAGGAAAAACACAUUGUAACCUGUCAGUGUCCAUCAGUUGAGGGUAAACAAAUGUGUUGUUUGUACUGUAUAGUACAUACACAUAUGUUUUUGAAAGACUAGGGGACACUUGUCUACCAGGUAUGCUUUUGAUGUAUGACAAGUCUUCCAGUGGCCUCUCCAGGAUAGAGGUGUAAUGGAAUAUGUGACAGCAAUAAUUGCCAGAAGACACCUUCUCUAAUCUUAAAGCGGAUUGUUUGAUGUACUGCCAGGCAGGAUGGACUUCACAGGUGUGAUUGGCUUCUACCACCACCAUGAGUCCCCUGGAGAGGCACCUGUAUGGGGCCUGUCUCCAUACUUGAUAUCUUUAUCAGGGCAUUUGGGGGGAGUUUUUCUAGAGAUGGUUUGGCAUUGGCCAUAACGCAGAUCACUGCAGCAGUCCUAGAGGAUUUAAUCUGAUUGAAUGCGUGGGGGAGAGUGGAAUAGAGGCGGGAGCAGGGAUUAUUUAAGGCUUAGGGCUUAGAGUGCUCUGCUCUCAUUCAUUCUCCUCUGUGCUUCUCUCACUGAUGCAGUGAGAGAAAAUGAUAGAUCGCUAUUUCAUGGCUGGCAGGCUGAAGACCAUUAGGUCACUGGACAGUGUGUAUAUAAGCGAGAGGCUUUUUGGACUUGUAAGUGAGUGAGUCUGGAAUCUGAAGAUCUAAGGUGCCAUGAGGGACCCGUGUCGUAUAUGCGGUGUUCGUCUGGUUGGAAGCCAGUGUCGCUGGAUUUUCAGCUCCGCGGCACAGAGGAAGCUACAAGUCAUCUUGUCCCAUGUGCUGGGCUGGGAGGUGACUCGCGAUGGUCGUGGAGAGUUCCUCUGUGGGAAAUGCGUGUUCCAGUUGGAGAAGGUGGUACAAUGUGAUGUUAACAUCAGCCAGCUGCAGGAUGAGCACAAUAAUCAGAUCCAGAAGGUGCAGGCAGAAAAAGAGCAAAUCAUCCAGUGCAUCGUCCACAUCUACAACAAAAACAACCCAAGCCUGCUAAAGAGGGACAGGGAGAGCACCAGUUCCAGGAUUCCAAUCAGGUGCUCUGGUGUGGGCAGUCCUGAUGAUGAGGCUGUAUCUCAGUUGGCCUCUGAAGGACAGUGGUUCAGGGAGAGUGGAAGUGAUCACGUGGAGAAUCGCAUGAGAAGGUGUUUGAGUCUGGAUGUAAUUGCUAGUAAAGGGGCAUUCCCAGGGCGCUCAGGCCUCAGAAGCAGCAGGCUGGGAUCAGCGGCCGGGCUUGAUGGAUCAAUGAAGAGCUUUGGUCUCCGAGGCACACGCCACCGCUCACAGAGCAUGUAUCUUGACCUGGUCCAUCGUAAGGGCACACUGCCUAGACCUGGUUUCAAAGGUCUCUCCACAUCCCUGCAGUCCCUUAAUAGAGACUUUGCCUCAGACACCCCUCCAGACCCUCCACCCAAACUAAAACUCAGAGAGCCCAAGGUGUUUGUUGCCAGACAUGGUGUCACUGAUGAUCCGAAAGGAAAGGUCCAGGCCAGAGCGCUGCUCCGCAGCUCCUCGAAUCAACCUUCUGUGAUCUCUGACCUGAUCCAGCUCCUGCGCUGCAUCUCCAAGCAGCAAGUAUCUACCCCUCUAGGGAGCCGCAUCCCAGUCCUUAAGAGGUUAAGUGCUGGCUACAUCAACCCCCGAGCCAAGCGCAGACACAGAGAGGCAGAAUGGAAGUCUCUGCAUAACCUUGCAAAGGAAUUUGAUGAUGAGUACACACCUGUUAGAGUGGAGGUAGUUCUUUUCAGUAACCAGGAAAACCACUGUAGCACCAGUAAUAAGCUGUGAUAGAUAACAGCUUUGUUGCUGAACAUACUUCCUGGUAUUAAUCAUUUCUUCCCUUUCCUGUUUUUGUAUGUGUCCUGGAUUUG